AUGAUCUACUGUCUUGUCUCUGCGUCCCUGAUCAGCAAGGCCACGACGCUACAUAAGGCAGCAGAGUACAUCGGUCAGAUUCAGCAGGAGAGAGCUCAGCUGCACGAGGAGGCUCAGAGACACAGAGACCAGAUUCUGCUCCUUCACUUUGCCAUCAAGCUACCCUGCGGUGUGUACCAGCUGCCCGUCACUGGCAUGCCCGUCACCUGCCAACACUUUGACCACAUGAGGGAGAAGUUCAGAGAGUACGUCCGGGCAUGGACUCUACAGAACUGGUGGCUCUGGAUCUUCAGCAUCAUCGUAGAGCCCCUGUUUGAGUCCUAUAACAGAAUGGUGUCCACAGCCAGUGUUGAGGAUCUGUGUCGUACCACUCUGUCCUGGCUGGACCAGUACUGCUCCCUACCUGCCCUCAGACCCAUGGUCCUUAGCUCACUCCAUCUCCUCAGCACCUCCACGUCCAUCCUGACAGAUCCCAGUCUGGUCCCAGAUGAGGUCACCCAGGCUCAGUGCCUCCCCACCCUACCUGUCCCCAAGACCUAUUCCCCUCCACAUGGCCCAUCAACAGGGAAAACACACAGCCUAUGGGACCCUAUGGAACAAUUUGAUACCCUGUAA
Oncorhynchus masou masou (cherry salmon) is the source of this 615-nucleotide messenger RNA. RefSeq names its product carbohydrate-responsive element-binding protein-like. Gene Ontology annotation, molecular function: protein dimerization activity; RNA polymerase II cis-regulatory region sequence-specific DNA binding; DNA-binding transcription factor activity, RNA polymerase II-specific. The record is from RefSeq and is a predicted model, not a curated record. NCBI's taxonomy places the organism in Eukaryota, Metazoa, Chordata, Actinopteri, Salmoniformes, Salmonidae. The coding region runs from base 1 to 615 and encodes 204 amino acids. Gene Ontology annotation, biological process: regulation of transcription by RNA polymerase II. Gene Ontology annotation, cellular component: nucleus. The transcript is spliced from 4 exons.